Molecule: messenger RNA, 690 nt
Organism: Effrenium voratum
Lineage: Eukaryota; Dinophyceae; Suessiales; Symbiodiniaceae
Source: the annotation of a GenBank genome assembly
AUGAAAUCCGAGCCAGCAUCGCCGCAAUCUCCUGGCUCCCCUCCUGCAGGGUCCCCUUCGUUCUCUGCCACAUUUGCAGCAGAGUUGACUCAGCCGCCGACCUCCACGUUGACCGGCAACCAGCGCGUGCCACCUUUGGCAACAGAGGCACUGGAGAAAGCGGACUCAGAUCCCUCGUGCGCGGGCUCGGGUGAGCCCACGCGUGAGCCCACGCGUGAGCCCACACGUGAGCUCGCGGCCUCGGGUGAGGUUACACGUGAGCCCACGCGUGAGCGCACAGCUGACCUGCCAUUGGGCCCCGCCCCCUUGGGUGAGCCCACAGGUGAGCCCAAACGUGAGCCCACACGUGAGCCCACACGUGAGGUAACGGGUGACCUGCCACUGGGCCCCGCCCCAACAGCGCACCCUGCCCCACUGGACACUCCGGAGGUCACACCGAGGCCGGUCUUGUCCCGGGACUCCCAGCCAGAGCCACUGGCAUCCCCGGCGUCCCCGACGGCAACCUCCUUCGCCGACAAGGUGCGCACGGCUCAGAAGCCCAGCUCCACCCGCACCUCGAGCCCUGCGAAGGGCCACAAAGCGACCGCGGCGGCCCUGACGGCGUCUUCUGCCUUCGCCGCCUUCGAGAAGCCGCCGGUGGAAGUGCCGCCCAUGCCGCUGGGCGGGGUGGCAGGGGGUGGCAGGGGGUGA